UCUAUCAAAUUCAAGGGUUGGGUUAGAUUAGGAAUUCAAAUUGGAGAAUCAUUUUUUUGUUUCGUUUUCAGGGUAGAGAUAUAUAUCUCCACCCACCCUCACCCACCAACAAACGAACAGAGAGCAUUUAGUGAAGAGCAUUAAGAGGAAAUGCCCAGGCCCCAGAACCAGCACGCAUUCUGUCAAGAUUACUAGUAGAAGAAUGUGGAAACCCUUCCAAUUCCCCCAUUUAUUUGAAUUUGAUAGAUAGACACAAUUCAUCUUGAAUAAUGCGCUGUUUUAUUAACAGUUCCAACCUCACCACAGGGCCACACCCACCAUUUUCGGGAGGCUUGGAUUGGGAAUGGAUGUUCCAGAAAUUUUGCUGGCCGGCCCCUUCCCUUUCCUUUUCUUUUCUCAUCUUUAACAAUCUUUUUUUUUUUCUUUUUUUUGGUUAAUUUCCCAGAAAUGCUUCUGUCCACUAUAAGAAAUAUGCACAUCCAACAGGGAUAAUGUUUAUGAAUCUUCCUAUUGAGGUAGUGGCAUUGCAUUCCUGCAAUUUCGGAAAGGUACGCUCCAUUUAACGAGACAUAUAGAUCUGGGGUAUCCCUAUUAUUAUCUAGUACUGUUUUGGACCACCAAAACUUUAUCACAGAGAACAUUAAGAGCUUAUUUGGUUGUCUCUUUUUUGUCUUUUCAUUACCCUUAACUUUUUUUUUUUUUAUCAGAAAAUGUUAAUUGUAUUGGGGGGGUGUUGUUUUGUGGCCCAUUCCUGAAAGGAGUCAGUUUACUGAACCCAUAUUUCUAAGUUUGUUUUGGUUUUGAAAUUAGAAAACGAUUUCUUAAAACCAUAAUCAAAGAUUCCCUUCAUCUUUCUUUUCUGCUGUUGUGUUUACUGAGCUUUUCUCCUCUUUUCUAGCUAAUCACGACGGAUGGGCUUGGGCCAGGGCGAGUUUCAGCCUUACAAGCGUCUUACCUACCUGAUUGGGCUUUCCUCUUGGGCCCAAAUUCAGGUUCAAUCUUGUCUGUUGCUCCGAGUAUUCAAGCCGUUUUUGGCUAAAUAUACCAUACCCACAGAGCUAAAAAAAUCUCAUCUUCAAUAUUAUCAUACUAUUUGAGUCUAUAAAUGGAUAAUGGGUGUCUCUCUCUGUGUUUGUGAGCUUAACAAUGAACAUCAUCGAUAUCAAACAACAAUUUAUGAUUAAAACAAAGUAAAAAAUCAAAUACCCUUAUUGAAAAAAAAUAAAAAAUUGAGUCUAAAUUUACAAAUAAAAUUAAAAGUUGAGAUCUUUUUGGUUGAUAAUUUACCAUAAAAGAUAGGUAUUCAGGAUUCAAAAUUUUAUUCAUUGUGUAAUAAUAAUAAUAGUAAUAAUAAUAAUAAUAAUGGGAAAUAGGAAGAGGCAGCUAAUUGCGGGAGAAGAGGGAAUCAUAAUAUGGAGAACCGUUGGAAUGGGAAAUUCGCGGGAAUGCCCAAAGCUUGAAGAAAUGGAAUGGAAGAAAAGAAGAGCGAUCCCAUCCAAUAUACCUACCUUCCAUUACCGCUAUUCCAAACCAACAAUCUCUCUCUCUCUCUCUCUCUCUCUGUUAGCCAAUCCCAUUCCCAAUCCCAAUCCCAAGCAAAGCAGAAAGCAGGGCAUUCUUCCUUUCUCUCUUCCACCCAUCGUGUCCGUGUUCGUGUUCGUUUUUGUCUUCAAUAGUAAAACCUCCAUAUCUUUCUCCCUAGCUACUAGUACCAGUACCACAACAUUGGCAUUGGCCUUAAGGUGAGGGAAUUCACCUUUGCAGCCAACAUUGGCAUUGGCAUUGGCAAUGGCCUCCUCGGCGGGACAGAUCGCAUCCACCCUCUCAUAUUCCUCCACCCACACCACCAGGGUACUCCUCAAGACCAUUUUGACCCCCGCCGGUGAAGAUGGGUCGGGCUGGCUUGGCCGCCGGGUGCUCGUUGGUGGCUGGGUUAAGUCCUUCAAAGAGGUCUUCGCCGAUGCGGAUGCCCCGAAGGAUGCAGUCCACCCUCCGCCGUCUCCUCAUGAUGAUGUUAGCUCACCUAGCUGCCUGGAAAUUCUGCAAUGCUUUCGAACAAUCGUCAAGGUCUUGGGUGGCGGUGUAUCCCACCCAGGUCCCCCCAAGUUGGAUUCUGUCAAUCAAGACCCGCCUCCGACACCUCCGCCACAGCCCUCAUCUUUAAUCUUGCAACUCAAUGAUGGUUCUUGUCUUGCAAGUCUUCAGGUUUUGGUGGACUCAUCUACUGCGUCUUCUUCAAAAAUCUUGCCUACUGGAACUUGCAUAUUAGUUCAAGGAACGUUGCAGAAGCUUGCAUCAGGACAGAGAAGAGAUGCUGUUGAGCUCAAAGCAGAUGGAAUUCUUCAUGUUGGAACGGUAGACCAAGAUUACAACUCCAUCAAUAAGCGAAUAAAGGAUAUUCCCCACCUUCGUCCAAGAACUAAUACGAUGGGAUCUGUUGCACGAAUCCGCGAUGCUCUGAAUCAAGCAACUCAUAGCUUCUUCAUGGACAAGGAAUUCCUGUAUGUUCAAGUGCCCGUGAUCACAAGCAUAGAUUCCGAAGGAUUUACUGAGAAAUUCCAUGUUACCACUCUUCUUGGCAGCAAAAGAGCAAAGGAGGAUGCGGCAUUAACCAAAGAUGAUUCUAACCCUAUUGGCCAGGGGACUGUCAAGGCUUCUUUUAACAAAGUAGGUAAAAAGCUGGAAGAACACAAAGGAAUGGAUAAAAGUGUAAAAAUGGACCCAGAAGAAAUACCCAAGCCAGCAACCUCCUCGGACUUAUCUGGAGAUUUCUUUUCUUGCCAAACUUAUCUCACGGUUUCUGGCCGCCUCCAUCUUGAGAUCUAUGCAUGUUCUCUUGGAAAUGUUUAUUCAUUUGGGCCAAGGUUUCGAGCACAAACAUCAGAAUCAAAACAACAUGCACCCGAGAUGUGGAUGGUUGAGGUGGAAAUGGGUUUCUCACAGUUAGAGGAUGCCAUGAUCUGUGCGUGUGACCUUUUGAAUUCUGUUAGCAAAUGGGCUCUUGAAAAUUGUUCUGACGAUCUGAAAUUUCUCGCGACUCGUACUAAAACAAUUAUGGAUCGCCUUCAGUCAAUGACAUCAAGCCCAUUUCAAAGGAUCUCCUAUGAAGAAGCAGUGGCUGCUUUAAAGCAGGUAAAAGACAAGAAAUUCAAAGCUAAUAUUGAGUUUGGCAUGCCCCUAACUACAGAACAGGAAAGUUAUCUGGCUGAUGAAAUCUACAAAAAGCCUGUUGUUAUACACACGUAUUGUAAAGAUGCAAAGCCAUUCUAUGUGCGCCUGAAUGAUGAUGAACAAACUGUCGCAGCAUUUGACAUAGUCAUACCAAAGGCUGGAACACUGAUCAGAGGUAGCCAAAAUGAGGAACGCUUCGAUGUGCUAAAUAAGAGGAUUAAGGAAUUAGGCCUGCCAGAUAAGCAGUACGACUGGUACUUAGAUCUACAAAGGAACGGAACAGUCAGUCACUCUGGGUUUUGUCUUAUGUUUGAUCUUCUGGUUGCCUGUGUCACUGGCUUCAAUGAUGUCAAGGAUGUUGUUGAACUGAAGAUACCCGAGAUAUCUUGUCCAUAUUCUCGGACGGGAUAUCCUCACUGGAUUGGUCUUACUUAAUAUAGAUGUAUGGUAUAUCUUCUAGAAGAAUAUAUGACUCUGAUUGUAUCCUAAAUUGUAUAGAUUUCCAAAUCUAGAUUUGGAAACUGCCUAUUGUGAUAGGCUGACUUGUAUAUAAUUUCAGAAAACCCUU
Molecule: messenger RNA, 3739 nt
Organism: Diospyros lotus (date-plum)
Lineage: Eukaryota; Viridiplantae; Streptophyta; Magnoliopsida; Ericales; Ebenaceae
Product: asparagine--tRNA ligase, cytoplasmic 2-like
Exons: 8
Coding region: 1789-3606 (605 amino acids)
Biological process (GO): asparaginyl-tRNA aminoacylation
Cellular component (GO): mitochondrion
Molecular function (GO): ATP binding; asparagine-tRNA ligase activity
Source: RefSeq, a predicted model, not a curated record